Molecule: messenger RNA, 2191 nt
Organism: Haplochromis burtoni (Burton's mouthbrooder)
Lineage: Eukaryota; Metazoa; Chordata; Actinopteri; Cichliformes; Cichlidae
Product: OX-2 membrane glycoprotein
Exons: 6
Coding region: 242-1123 (293 amino acids)
Molecular function (GO): cell-cell adhesion mediator activity
Source: RefSeq, a predicted model, not a curated record
UGAGAAAGCACAAGGAAGUGAUCUGAUGCAGAUCCCUUCCUUGUGUUAAAAAAAAGAAUUGAAGGAGAAGUCAAUUGUUUUCGUUCAGUUACUUUUUAACUCAACUGUGAGUGUGCGGUAUGUCUGCCCUGAUUUCUGUGUAGUUUCAGUGUGCAUUUAUUCACUUACUACCAACCUUUUACACCUUUUGAUAUCCAAAAAGGUCUCCUAUUCAUCUCAAACGUGUUACUUUGCAAUAGCGAUGGCAGAUUGUGUGCUUGUGUAUCUACUUUUUGUGUGUGGAGUCUUUCAAACAGGUGCAGCAGCAGUGAUCCAAACACAGCAGACUGUGAUGGCAGCAGUGGGAGAAGAUGCUGAAUUGAGCUGUCAACUCUUGGAAACUAAAGACGUCCUUCAGGUCACAUGGCAGAAAAGUUCAAAUGAUGUGGAGACAAAUGUUGCCACCUACAACAAGUACUUUGGCCAGAGAGUGAAUGACAGCUUUACAGAUAAAGUUAAGUUUAAACAUGCUGGUCUAUGGAACUGUUCCAUAGUCAUCAGGAAUGUGACAGAGCAGGAUGAAGGAUGCUAUCGCUGUCUGUUUAACACUUAUCCUGAAGGAGCCUUUAUUGGUAGACCCUGCCUCCAAGUCUAUGAGCUACACGAACCUGUUGUUGAUGUCAGAGAGUCAAACUCUACUGAAGAGUGGGUUGUAUCUUGUUCAGCCACUGGUCGACCUGCUCCCACUAUAACACUCAGUGUCUCACAACAAGACCUCAACUUCACACAGUACAACACUGUCAAUGUUUCCAACACCAACGCUACAUUCACUGUCACCACUACAGCUGUGCUCUCAGGUUCACGUAAACACAGCACACAGGUGGGAUGUGCAGCACGAGUGCUCUCUGCUCCUCACAGAGAGGUGAUGGUGACGGUUCCUGAGGUCCAGCAGGUGUAUGCUGCUGCUACUGCUGAUUAUAAUGUUUCCUUCUGGAUCAUUGCAUCAGGUGUAGCAGUGGGGCAGAUAGUCUUUGCUUGUGUAGCCACUUUCAUAGCUGUCCUGCUUAAAAAAAAGACAAGAAGAGGGACCCUGAGAACAACAAAUAAAAUACCACAAAAAUCAGCCAAUGACAUUAUUGACUGAUGACCCCUCUACAUACAGUGCAACAAGGAUCACCUAAAACCAUCAGCUGUAACUCAGACGUAGACAUAAAUACAUGCCUCAGAGUAACACAGAGUUGGAAUGUGAACAUGUGUAACUUCUGGUAAAAUUAUUUUUAAAGAUGUACCUGACAUAUAUCCUAUAUCCCAUCCUCUGCUCUGUCUAAAGCUGUAGAAAGAUUAAAAUAAUUUGGCAGAGGACUGAUGAUGGUGAAAAUGAUGGUAAAAUGAUUUCCACUUCACUAAUAUUCUACUUUGUAUUCAUGGUGCUAAAACAAUUCAGUAUACAAAGGAGUUUGUGGUUGACUCAGUGACUAUGAGCUGCCAAGGGCCCUGUACUGUGAAGCUAGUUUAACAUACCCAGGAUAUCUUUCAGUAACACAAAACUGGUCAUGAACUUGCUUAGCUAAUCAAGGGUUUCCCCUACACGUUCACAUGAAAGGGAUGGUGUUGGAAACAGUUUAAAUCCACCUCAAAAAUAUGAAGAGGCUACACACAUACCACAGACUGAAAGAAACAAAAGAGCUGCAGAAAAAGCGGCGGUGUGAGGUUACGGUCACAGGUACAUUUUGGUGAACGUAGCUUUGGCCUUUUGUCUGAACGUAAAUAGUGUUUUGGUAUCAGUAAAAUAGGAGCUUUUCAGAAACUCCUGCCAGCCCAUUUAUCGCGUAAACAUGCAAACAAAAUUCCUAAAAAACAUCAGUGUGUGUGGACAUAGUUUGAGUUUAAGUAAGAGUAAAAGCAUAGCAGAGUAAUAUUUUAAAAGUGAGUUCUUUAAGUGCUUUUGUCAGUAUGCCUGGAACAGAGUUACAGUACUACAUUAAUAAAGUUGAGACUACUUGAAGAUAAGAUAAAAAAAAAAAUUAAAAAAAAAGUGACAGAGAGAGAUUGAGCUGGAAAGGAUGUGCAGCUGGUUAGCGUGGUUAACUAUAGGUUCAAUGUUCAAGGUUCUUUACUUGUCACAUGCAUAGUUAUACAAGUAUAACACACAGUGAAAUGUAGCCUGACACGCUCCUCGACAUGUGCAAAAAUGGGGGGGGGGUAGAGGAAG